Rhinocladiella mackenziei CBS 650.93 is the source of this 906-nucleotide messenger RNA. RefSeq lists its product as uncharacterized. The transcript is spliced from 4 exons. The coding region runs from base 1 to 906 and encodes 301 amino acids. Lineage: Eukaryota; Fungi; Ascomycota; Eurotiomycetes; Chaetothyriales; Herpotrichiellaceae. The record is from RefSeq and is a predicted model, not a curated record.
AUGUCUGAAGCAAGUUCCUCCAACUCCAAGCCCAUGGCGAAUCUCACUGCCCGUGAGCAGGAGACCAUCCUUGGGGCACUUCAGAACUUGAAGAGUGGAGAGAUACAAAUCGACUAUAACGGGAUGGCUGAGACUCUUGGUCUGAAAGACAACCGUUCUGCCGCCGCGGCGUGGAGCGCAGUCAAGAAGAAGCUCUUUGCCAAUACCAAGGGAGCCACGGAUGGUGAGGCGAGUCCAUCCAACCCAAAGACUCCAAGAAAGCGAAAAGAUCCAGCAGCUACCACUCCAAAGUCUGGCAAGAAGAAUACCAAGAGUCCAGAUACGGUCAAGGAUGAUGGCAAUGGUGGUGGCACCGACCUUGAGGCGGAAGGUGAAAUGAAUGCUGCAAAACAGGGAAUUCCCGCCACUCCCGGCACUCCUGAUGUCGAAGAGAUGCCAACCACUCCCCAAUCACCUGUCACUCCUGGUGCAACUCCAUCGACUGGCAAGAAGCGCGGUCGCAAAUCGAAAGCUGAGACAGAAACAGGGGCCGCUGUUGAGGGGGAAGCUCAAGCAGAUGGAGAAAAAGAGGCCAAGUCGGUAAAGAAGCCACGCAAGACUCCGGUGAAGAAGAAGGCGGCAGAAGAUGAGGCAGGUGAUGAUACUUCAGCUGCAACCCCAAAGAAACCUGCUGUUCGCCGCAACUCUGCUGCAAAAGCUUCCACUUCCACCACCAAACACGAUAUCGAGGAGAAAGAGUCUGCUACUGGUGCAACCGACGCAAAUGGUGCCGACAAGCAACUUACCAGCGCUACUAUUGGUCCUGAUGCUGGUUUCGAUUCUGGUGUCACUGCUGAAACUGAGACUCAAGUGACCACUUCUGUUGUCCAGAAUGAUGUCGCCACAUCCACCACCGACGAUGUCUAG